This is a messenger RNA of Pecten maximus, 2803 nucleotides long. RefSeq names its product ADP-ribosylation factor-like protein 3. The record is from RefSeq and is a predicted model, not a curated record. Gene Ontology annotation, molecular function: GTPase activity; GTP binding. Gene Ontology annotation, biological process: cilium assembly. The transcript is spliced from 6 exons. Gene Ontology annotation, cellular component: microtubule cytoskeleton; cytoplasm. The coding region runs from base 57 to 623 and encodes 188 amino acids. Lineage: Eukaryota; Metazoa; Mollusca; Bivalvia; Pectinida; Pectinidae.
AGGCAAUGACGUCACGCGUAGUUACAUAGCGAAGCCGUAGAUCUUCGUUCAAGAAAAUGGGUCUUCUAAGUCUACUGAGGAAGCUUAAAAGUAGCAAAUCACAAGAAUUAAGAAUCUUGCUUCUUGGACUUGACAAUUCUGGCAAGACAACAUUACUGAAAAAUUUGGCUAAAGAAGAACAUGAAUUUAAGAAUAUUGCCCCAACACAGGGUUUCAAUAUCAAAUCAGUGUCUGCAGAUGGUUUACAGCUCAAUGUUUGGGAUAUAGGUGGACAGAGGAGAAUUCGACCCUAUUGGAAGAAUUACUUUGACAAUACAGAUGUUUUAAUAUAUGUUGUAGAUAGCAGUGAUCGAAAACGAUUGAUGGAAAGUGGAGACGAAUUGGAAGAGCUGCUUUCGGAGGAUAAACUGGUUGGUGUUCCAUUACUGGUAUUUGCAAAUAAACAAGAUUUGGAGAAUGCGACACCAUAUGGUGAAAUUGCUGAGGGAAUGGGCCUUCAGUCUAUACGUAGCAGAAGUUGGAAUAUCUUUCCAUGUUCUGCCAAAACUGGCGAAGGUUUGGAUGAAGGAAUUGUAUGGAUCCAAAAGAAGGCCCUGAAUAAGGACCAAGGCAAAAAGAAAUAAUAGAGUAUUCACAUGGAAACAAUUGCUGCCUCUGGCACUGGGAAAUCUACACACUAUUGUAAUGCUAUAAUGGACCUCAACAUGGAGAUGUGACUGUUCAAGGAGAGUACGCAACAUUCUAUAAGGAUGGGGAUCGACGGCUCACUGCUUGCUAUUGGGAAGCUUGAAAUGAGGACAACAUAGAUCUAAGAACAUAUAUCACAGGAAGCUGUGCACUGGCAUAGCUCAUAAGAAAGUGCAUGUAUGAUAUUUUUUUCAUCAGACUUUCCAUUGUGACAUUAAAGACUUUUCAUUUUGAAGGUGGUUAAAGUUUAGACUAAAUGUCAAUCCCAAAAUGCUACCUUUUGUUUGAUAUCAGGAUGAAGAUCCAAUUUUGUUUGUAUGAAAUCAAAAUAAGCAAUUGACAUUAUUAUAUGCACUAGAUUGCAUUUUUCAAAUAAAUAAUCAUAAUUUGAGCAAAGUACAGGAUAUAUAUAUAUAUUAUAUAUAUCUGAAAAUAGCCGGAAUUUCAGUUUCAUUUCACAAUAUAGAUCUUAUAUGUUCUGUUUUCUUGAAUGUUUAGUGAUUUUGAAAAACAUCAAGUUACUACUCUCAGUCUUUUUCUUCAUUUUACACCAUAAUUUUAUUUGUCCCAUCACCAGCAUUGACGUAAUUUUUGCCGUCCAUAUAUCAGUCAACCUCAAAUUCCAAUGUAUUUUGAAACAUGUGUACAUCUAAUAGAGAAAGUUGUUGUAAGUGUCACUCUAGCCAGGGACAAUAUUGCAGGUGGAAUCUCUUUCAUUAUCGAUAUUCAUAACCCCAGACCCUCUAUACUUCUUUAUUUAAACAUUGAAUUACAUACUCUUGAAAUUGUCCCUUGGUUAUCAUUAAUCAUGAUAUUAAGUUUUCUGUUUUUUAAGCUGUAGAAGGUAGUUUAAAUCAUAAUUUACUGGUAAAUACCUGAUGUGUUAACUAGAAAAGUAUUUUGAUGUUUUAAUUUUGGUAUUGCCUCCUGUCCUUAUUCCAUUUAGUACAUCUGUUGUACAAUAUAACAAAUUAAGAAAAAGCUACCAUUUUGUUACCAAUGUUUGUAAUUUUGGAUGUUAGGAAAAUGUCAUACCUGUCAUCGUGACACUUGAACGAGAAGUCUUGAGUUGAAUACCUUAAUGGAAAAUUGGAAGUGUAGUAGGACUGUUUUACAUUGACAGUUUUACAUGUUUAUCAUUUCAUCACAAAACAGGUACAUCAUGCAUCACAUUUUCUAUUACACUCUUAAGUGUGAAAACACAAACAAUUGCCUCAUUUACCAGUACAUUUUAUGUAUGAUUAAAUACACUGACAUGAUCAUGAAAUAUCUGUACAGAUAAUAGGUUUAAGAUAUGUUACCAGAUGUAUCCUAUUUUCUCUUAUUUAUAUUUAUGGUUGUUAAUAUGCUUGUCAAUGUACUUCAUUGUUGUCUCAUUCCAUACUCCUUUUGCUUCCAUUGGUAAAUCAGUUUUUUUGCCAUGGAUUCAAGUGUUAAACUUAUACACUGUGAUAGAAUGUACUUGUAUGGUGUAUUAGAGCUCCUUAUCAGAAGCCUUCUAGAUUUCAGAAAAAGAUAAAUGUUUUGAUUUUUGACCCAUUUCCCCUAAUAAAUUGAUGAAAAAUCAUUACAGUGCAAGUAUAUCCAAAUAUUACUUGUUUCUGGGCCAUUGUAACUGGUUAUUUUAAAUAACAAGGAAACAUCUAUCUAUCAUGGUGUGGUAAAACGUGUCCGUCCAGUUGUUUAAAACAUAUCCCUGUAUUAUGUGUCUUUUUCUCACUUUUUAAGUAUUGUAAAUUUUCACUAUGUACAUACACGGUAAAUUGUAAACUGUGGAAACAUGUACCGGAAAGCACAAAAGGUCAAAGAUAAUACAACAGGCAACAUAUUUAUCGGUUGUGGUUGAAUUAGGAUCAGAUGAAGAUCUGCAGAAAUAUUCAUAACAUGUAUAUAAUGUUUACACUUAGAAACAGACAUAAAUCAUCGAGACUUUAUAGACAAUCUAAAAGUAAAAUUCUUAAGUAAAACUGUUUUUAUAGUCAAAAUUUACUGGUCUAAUUAAUUUGGACUUAUUUUAUUAAAUUGAUUUAAUAUAUUGAUACCUGAAUGUGAUUUUCCAAGAUACCUAACAUUUAACAUAUGAUAUAAGGAGAAAAAUAAACUAAUUGCAAGUGAA